Messenger RNA from Varroa destructor (honeybee mite), 2836 nucleotides. RefSeq names its product solute carrier family 22 member 7-like. Gene Ontology annotation, cellular component: membrane. NCBI's taxonomy places the organism in Eukaryota, Metazoa, Arthropoda, Arachnida, Mesostigmata, Varroidae. Gene Ontology annotation, molecular function: transmembrane transporter activity. The record is from RefSeq and is a predicted model, not a curated record. Gene Ontology annotation, biological process: transmembrane transport.
UGGAACUAGAUAAGCGAUCUUAUCUAGCGGAUUGCUUGUCUAUUCCAUACACGAUCUCAACAGCUUACACAUUCUCGUGUGUCGAUUUUAAAAUGGUGAAACUGCGCUCUGAUAUAUUAGGGGCAGUCCCCUGCGGGUGGACGAGUUUUUUUUUGUAGAAACUUAUCCAUCUGAAUCAAGUGUCAGCCAAAUAAUCUAUCGUGCCUAUUACAGGACGAGUGCCGCUUUUGCAAAGUAACCGCGAUACAACGGUUCCAGAAUACGAUCUCCUAUUUGCUCGAUUCAUGUAACCUUUACCAAAAUGAGCAGUUACAUAUAAAAAUUAUAUUCGUUCUCUCAGCCGGAAACCUCGUUAGAUAGGUCACGACUUAAGCUGAUUGCUCGAGUUUAUCGCCUAUACAAACAAUUAGGUUAUCUCUGUUGGCAAAAGAUUCGGCCUGUCAUGGUUAUUGGACAUUGAACGCGUAUACAAUGAGAGGCCUCUACCACCCACGAGACAACAGCUUCGCACCAGCCUAUGCUCAAUAAUGAUAGCUAGUUACCGGAAAUCGUUUGUUGGUUUGACUGGAAGCAGUGAACAUCCGAUGGCGCUCUAGAGAGAAGAUAAGUAGACUAUUACGGUACAAGGAGACAAGACGUAGCUAGCAUAGCCUCUAGUCACGCUACCUCGAUAUGGAAGCAACAAGUGGCAGACGUGUCUAUCGGACGAAUAGCGCUCACUUGCUCGCGGCAAUUGCCCUCGACGGUUGCUGGUUUACGACAAUGGCAAGAGACUCACGCUCUGGAUGGAAUCACGCGAAGGAACGACGUACAUACACAACUGACCAUGACUCGGUGGGUCGAAUAGCAGUCGAAAAGCAACAGCGCGCGUACUGCAGGUGUUCAAAAAAGUUGACUUGAUUAGGGAAAGAGUAAAGUACUUUGUCUUAAGGUACGCCCACCUCCGAAGUAAGCAAUGGUUGAUGUAAACGCUCUUGUGGACAAGAUCGGGCCGUGGCAGAUUCCGGUGUUUCUACUGAUCAUUCUUCGAUCGUGGCCACUUGAAUUUCACAUUUUAUUUCUAUCGUUUGCCGCGCCCUCGAAACAAGAUCACUGGUGCGCCCGGCCGGCACAAUUUGUCGAAAAGUUCUCGGUCGAUGAAUGGAAACGACAGGCUAUACCAGUUGUUCAAAAUAAGUUCAGCAGAUGCCUGGUUCGUAAAUGGGUCGAAGAAAAUGGCAAAGUGCGAUUUCUGAACGAAACCGAAAAUUGCAAAAUCUGGGAGUAUGAUACGACGUACUAUGAUUGGACUGUCGUCCGAGAAUUCGGGCUCGUAUGCGACAAAAGCUGGUACGUUUCUGCUUCCCAGGCUUCUUUCAUGGCUGGAAUUAUGGUGGGAAAUGUCGUAUUCGCUAAAAUCGCCGACAGGUAUGGACGCCGCAAAUCACUUCUAUGGUCGACGCUUCUGAUGAUCGUCGUUGGCUUCAUCACUGUUUUCUGCCGAGACUAUUGGUCAUUCAACGUUGCACGUUUUGGCAUUUCAAUUGCGUGUGGAGCCUACCAGUGUACAAUUCUGUCAUUGUUAAUGGAGUGUCUGUCCGCUAAGAAGCGAAGUUGGGCAAUGCUUUCUUCGUUUGGCUGGACAACUGGCUCGAUGAUACUUCCAUGGACCGCGUACCUCCUGCCGAACUGGAUAUACCAACAAAUCCUUUACGCAGCCUCCGCUAUACCGUGUCUGAUUAUCUGGAAAUUUUUACCCGAAUCCCCCCGUUGGCUCUUGGCCAGUGGGCAUGUAGAUAAAGCUGAGACGGCAAUAGGGAAACUCGUGCGCAAAAACAACUUAAAGAACGUCGACGUCGGUAAAAUGUUUGAAGAGUACCGCGAAAACAACAACAUAUUGCAGGGCACCAAACCACGCGAUUCGGUAGUGGGCCAGCCAGCAUAUGCUGACCUUUUUCGCGGGCCUAGGAUGCGUGUCCGUUCUGUCUGCAUUCUCAUCAUGUACUUCGCGAAUCGUCUGCUCAUGUUUCACUUAACAUUUUUUUCGUCACGAAUGGGAGGUAACCCAUUUUGGGGCUUUACACUUGUUGCUCUUCUCACUAUACCAUCAGAUAUUAUUUCUGUGAUCUGCAUUCGCCACGUCAAGAGGCGACCCACCAUGUUCAUAUCGUUUCUGGGUACCGGCGCGUUCAUCCUGCUGCUUGUCCCCUUUGGCGAAGAUCAGUUCAUGGCGCGUGUGAUUUUGUGCACGCUAGCCAAGAGCCUUAACGGGAUAGGAGCUUGCUCACUGGGAGUGUUCGCGUCGGAAUCGUUUCCCACCGUCAUAAGAGCCAUGGGUAUUGGCAGCGCGUACACAUCCUCGCGAUUUGGCGCGAUGUUCUCGCCAUUCUUCAAAGAGCUAGCAGAUUUCGCAGGUCCCGCCGCUGCUGCUGCAGUAUCCGCAGGCAUCGCUGCUUUGGGUGCUCUCUCAACCCUCUUUUUACCAGAAACGCUGAAUAAGGAGCUUCCAGAUUCGUUGGCCGAUGUCGAUCCUGAAGUUUACGCUUCGGUAGAAACAAGGGCGAAAGACACACACGAAGCCGACGAUAUAAAGAAUGGGGUAAAAGUGCAAUGUAGCAUUCGCCGCACAUAGCGUUGUUAAUAAAAAAAAAAAACGUUAAGAUCUGUAGCAAUAAAAAUCUGUUUACAUCACUGAAGCUUGCGGUGUUGAUGAUGUUUUUGCAUAGUACCUAUUUCAUUAAAUCAUGGACGCUGACCAGCCACAGAUCUGAUAGACGAAUUACCUUGAUAGUAAACUACUUUACCGGCGGUGAAUAUUUUUGCUGUAAAAACGACUCAAUUAUUUCCGCAAUAAAAU